GGAUGGAUGGAUGGAUGGAUGGAUGGAUGGAUGGAUGGAUGGAAUAAAACGUUUAUCUUGAUGAACUUCAUCAGUCAUUCAUCAGAACCUGAGCAACUUCAGUUUGGACUUUUAUUUACAAACUAACUUACUGUAGGUAUAAUCCUGUUAUCUUUACAGUCCAGAAUGAGAUCACUCAUAGAGCUUUCUACAACAGGUAAGAUAUUAACUGUUCGUAACCUUGCCACAGAACCCCACAUAUAGAAAAAUACCAUGAGCAUGUGAUGCUCAUCAGCAUGUCACUUGCAUGAAACUAAUCAGAUUAUAAAUGUGAGUUUAUUUGAAUGACAUUGAGUCUUUGCAGCUGUUUAAGAAACCAGCAGGUUAAGAUAUUUUCAGUUGUCGUGUUUUAUGCUCAUUACCAUUUUUGUUACAACCACUUGUGGUUUUAUUCUGUCUUUUUGCUCCGUUUUAUUAAGCUGAUGUGYAAAUGUUUGCUCAUUUGAUUUAUGUGUGUUUCUAACAGCCUCUGUGUGAGUUUUAGUGGACAGAGUUCAGCUCAGACCAGAGUAAAUACCGUGACUAAACACCCAUUAACAGUCCUCCUGUGACUCCUCCACCCCGCAGUUCGCCGCUCGUCUCUGGACUCGCUGCACCAGCUGUGGGACGGAACUGCAACAAAACAGCCUCGGAGGUGUCCUUCGUGUCUUUGGCCAGGAGCCCCGUGGACUGAGGCAGGAUCCGGGUGACCACCAAACAGGCCUCCCCCCACCCCCUGUCCCCGUCUGUGGGAGCAAUUAGGGUGGAUGUGCGCGGRGUGUCCGUGGGCUCCAGCUGUCAGGAGGCCUCUGUCUCCUGGUCCUGACACGUCUCCAACACGCCCUGCUGCGAGUCUCUGCGUGUCACACAAACCCCACCGACCCAACUGGAGCCCAGGGCGAGCUGUCCGUCAUCUCACUCACACACUUUUCAUCGAUACGGUCCUUCUGGUGCCGGGGUUGGAACAUCUCUCUCUGCCUGAAUGCUUCGCGCCGUUGUUUCCUCUGACAUCUGCUGCUGGUUUGGCUCCUGGACGAUGAGUUGAACAGAACUCCAGACUGACUGCUUUUUUUAGUUCGAUUCCAAGAAAGAAAGAAAAAAAUAAAAUAAAUUUCCUCACAAGUCUUUGUCAAGGCAGAGCGACAUCCCGGGUGUGAAAAAUGAUGCUGAGCCCGGACCAGGCCGAGGCGGACCUCUCCUGGACCCAGUCCGACCCGGAGACGAUGCUGAACGGCCUGAAGGCGGCGGCGGCCGCGGCUGCUGCGGCGGCGGGGGGCUGCGCGUCGGACGAGCCGGCGGAGGGGGAGGAGGACCGGGACCGGGAGCGGGCCAAGUGCCGAGCAGAGCAGCCGCUCAGCCGCGAGGAGAAGCGGCGGCGGCGGCGGGCCACGGCCAAGUACCGCUCGGCCCACGCCACCCGGGAGCGGAUCCGGGUGGAGGCGUUCAACGUGGCUUUCGCGGAGCUGCGGAAGCUGCUGCCCACCCUGCCCCCCGACAAGAAACUCUCCAAGAUAGAGAUCCUCAGACUGGCUAUUUGCUACAUCUCCUAUCUGAACCACGUGUUGGACGUUUAAACUGGGCCAGAACUUGUGUCUUGGGGGCGGYGGGGUAUAAACUGGACCCGUCCCGGGCGCCAUUUCUUAGGGGGCUUAAAGCGGUUGGCAGCAGCAGCAGCAGCAGAUAGCUGGAGGCAAAAGAAAGGGGUGGGUGGGGUGGAUGGGUGGGGGACGCAGUAUUUUUGAAAAACGUUUGCAGCUGAGAUUUAAUCCAGACACUUUUCAAGUUGGUUAAAUUCAAAGUUGAUUAAAAAUAAUUAAGAUAGCCUGUGGGAUUAAAAAACAAACAAAAAAUCACUAAUUUUUGAUCUUAACACAGAAAGUCCUGAUCUCAUUGRUUGGUUUAAAAACUCAUUGGAUUUUCCCCUUAGUUAAGUUAAAUUUUUUUGUCAUUAAAGUCAUUAGUUUUCUUUUAAUAAAUUAUUCAAUCAUCAACAAA
Molecule: messenger RNA, 2013 nt
Organism: Austrofundulus limnaeus
Lineage: Eukaryota; Metazoa; Chordata; Actinopteri; Cyprinodontiformes; Rivulidae
Product: helix-loop-helix protein 2
Exons: 3
Coding region: 1179-1592 (137 amino acids)
Biological process (GO): regulation of transcription by RNA polymerase II
Molecular function (GO): protein dimerization activity; DNA-binding transcription factor activity, RNA polymerase II-specific; RNA polymerase II cis-regulatory region sequence-specific DNA binding
Source: RefSeq, a predicted model, not a curated record